Messenger RNA from Chelonia mydas (Green sea turtle), 1769 nucleotides. RefSeq names its product LRP2 binding protein (gene LRP2BP). The transcript has 8 exons. Lineage: Eukaryota; Metazoa; Chordata; Testudines; Cheloniidae. The record is from RefSeq and is a predicted model, not a curated record. The coding region runs from base 233 to 1258 and encodes 341 amino acids. Gene Ontology annotation, molecular function: protein binding.
CUCACGCCAGGCUCGUCCAGUAGCCCCCUACGCUCAGCACCACCAGGGGGCGCGCGGGGGCGUCCAGCGGCUGCGAAGCGCAGGGAGCUCGCGGCCACCCGCGGCGAUAAUCGUUACUAGGCAACGGGAAGCGGCCGGAGUCACUGGGAGGCGCGAAGGGAGCCGGGCGCGCGGCGGCCGGGAUGGGCCCCUGCGGCGGACACAGGGAGGCGGCGCAGCUGCUGGGGGCGAGAUGAAGCUGAACAGCGAGGCGCUGCCCCGGAGGCGCAGCUCCGAGACUGUCCUGCAGACCAUCUCCAGGACCUUCCGCGACUCCGAGCUGAACAAGCAGCUAGGGGCGGAGAUAGCAGGGAACUAUAGCCAUACCGCUUUGUUUGCAAGGGCAGAGGAGCUGUUGGCGAAGAGGAUCAUAGAUGGAGAUCCUCUGGCAUAUUUUCUACAAGGGCAGCUGUACUUUGAAGAGGGAUGGUAUGAAGAAGCACUUACACAAUUUGAAAAAAUUAAGGAGAUGGAUUUUCAAGCUCUGUAUCAGCUGGGUGUAAUGUAUUAUGAUGGAUUGGGGACCAAAGAAGACCCAGAAAAAGGAGUGGAGUACAUGGAAAUAAUUAUAAACUCUAACUCCCCUAAAGCAAGACAUUUAAAAUAUGCUGCUGCAUACAAUCUUGGCAGAUCUUAUUUUGAAGGAUGUGGUGUUAAGCAUUCAGAUAAAGAGGCUGAAAGGCUGUGGCUUAUUGCUGCAGACCAUGGGAAUCCAAAGGCAAGUGUAAAGGCUCAAAGUACCCUGGGAAUGUUUUAUUCUACAUCAAAUUCAAAAGAUCUGAAAAAGGCAUUUUUCUGGCAUUCUGAAGCUUGUGGCAAUGGAAGUCUGGAGUCACAGGGUGUACUUGGUGUUAUGUAUCUCUAUGGACAAGGCAUACAUCAAAAUACAAUGGCUGCUUUGGAGUGCCUGAAGGAAGCAGCAGAACGUGGAAAUGUCUAUGCUCAAGGCCAUCUUGUUGAGUAUUAUUACAAAAGAAAAUUUUACACAAAAGCUGCUGCAUUUGCCAGAAGGAUUGCAGAAAACGAUAACAUUGAUAUGUUAGCAAAGAUAACCGAUUGCCUUCCUGUAUACAUAGCCAAAGGGGUUGCUAUGGCUACUUUCUACUUUGCUAGAUGUCUCCAGCUUGGCCUAGGCAUACAACAAGAUCAAGCUGCAGCUAAUAAUUAUUAUUCUAGGGUAAGCGUGGGGAGGCCCUACAAAUUAACUUAUGUAGUAUAAGAUCAGUGAUAUUUUGAAUUUAAGUUCUUAAACUUGCUGCAUGGUUUCAUUAAAGGCUCCAACCACAUUUACUAUCUACACUUAUUACAUAAAAAUAUUCUGUAUUUAAAAAAAAUACUGAAGUAAAUCCUCUCACACUAUUCAAAACAACCUCGCAAGGUUCUGCUCCCCUAAGGCAAGUGACGUAUUUUGAUAGGCAAGUAAAAUUUCAUAUUCUAAUCACCACGACAAAGGCAGGUGAGUAGGGCCUGUGCCUGGGCUGGUAAUCUUUCACAACAAUUUUCCCAAGGUGGUUAAAGUGAUAAAUCGCACAUUGAUUUCGUGAUUACAUUGUUUUUACUUGCAUCUUAAACUCAAAAGCAGAACUUAUUUCUUUGCUUAUUUGCAAACCUUGAUGCCUUUAAAAAUGCCAAUUAAAAAAAUUAAUCGUGCUUAAUCGCACUGUUAAACAAUAAUAGAAUACCAUUUAUUUAAAUAUUUUGGAUGUUUUCUACAUUUUCAAAUAUAUUGA